Molecule: messenger RNA, 696 nt
Organism: Alternaria ventricosa
Lineage: Eukaryota; Fungi; Ascomycota; Dothideomycetes; Pleosporales; Pleosporaceae
Exons: 2
Coding region: 1-696 (231 amino acids)
Source: RefSeq, a predicted model, not a curated record
AUGUUCACCAUAUACCUCUCCUGUCGACCAUUCUGGCAUUACUGGCAGAUCAAUCCCGAUCCCGGAAACUCGUGUCAAGCGGCGAUAUCGAAGCGUCUCAUCUGGGUCACAUUUGUCUUUAACGUAUCCACCGACGUGUAUCUGCUACUUAUACCAAUUCCCAUGUUAUGGAAGUCGAGAUUGAGGACAUACAAGAAGAUUGCCGCCAUGCUCGUACUUGGCGCUGGCAUGCUCGUUAUUGUGUGUGCGAUAUUGAAGAGCAUCUAUCUGAUCACGGACCCUCUGAACAGUGCUGAGCUCACCGCCUCUUGGGGUACUCGCGAGACCUUCAUCGCUAUAUUCACGACGAACCUCCCCAUGAUCUUCCCAUUGCUCAAGAACUGGCUAACGCCUUUCCUACCCAGUACGAUCGGCUCCAGCAACGCAAAAGGGCAAGAGCCUCCAGGCAGUGACUUCCAAACAAUUGGGGGCGGAUCCGGGCCAGGUGGAAAACGGGCUAGCCGAAGGACGCCGCACCGGGCGCGCCACACUUUCCGGGGCCUGACGCUUGACAAUGAGAGUGAGGAAGACAUGAUCAAAGGAGAUGAUGUGGCCAUGCAUCGCAUGCAGCGCGACAAUGUUGAAGCAGAUGGAAAGAAUACGAUCGUCGUGUGCAGCGAGGUCAGCGUGACAUCCGAAGAUCAUAGCGGUGUCUAG